Molecule: messenger RNA, 1141 nt
Organism: Phalaenopsis equestris
Lineage: Eukaryota; Viridiplantae; Streptophyta; Magnoliopsida; Asparagales; Orchidaceae
Exons: 1
Coding region: 139-927 (262 amino acids)
Source: RefSeq, a predicted model, not a curated record
CUAUAUUCUUGCUUGAUUGCGCAUUUUAUGGUUGUCAAUUGCCCUUUAGAUAUGCUUCCCAAGCUGAAUCUGCCCAGUAACCGCGCAACCUUUGCCAUGCUGCUCUUUCCGUAGGACAAACGCCUUUCUUCUGUUGCAAUGUGGAGUUUCACUGGUUGUCUAGGCUCAAACAAUAAUAUUAAACCAAGCCCUAGUUCUUCAAAUGGAGACUGCUCUGAUGAUGAAGUUUCCUCCUGCACCAGCAGAGAGGAAGGCCUGGAAUGCCCAAUAUGUUUGGAGUCCUUCAACAUUGUGGAGAAUGUGCCUUAUGUUUUAUGGUGUGGUCACACCCUCUGCAAAAACUGUGUUUUGGGACUUCAGUGCGCUGUCGUGAAAUUUCCAAGCGCUCCCAUCCAGCUCCCUCUCUUCAUUUCCUGUCCUUGGUGCAAUCUCUUGUCCUUUCGACUAGUUUACAAGGGAAAUCUCAAAUUUCCUCGCAAGAACUUCUUCCUUCUUUGGAUGGUUGAGAGCUUGAACGGUGACAGGCGUAAGUCACAUUCUUCGCUUUGUGCAAGUCAUCAACCCGCCCCGCACUCUAAUGCCGGAUUGUUUCUCGGAAGCAACGGAUAUCAGAAUCACAAUGCUAGAAGACCUUUCCAACAAUCACAAGCAGGUAGUCCGGAUCAAGCCAGUUCGCUAGUUCAGUACCUUAAUGCGGAGAGGAUCAAUGCAUCGUUGAGGAAAUCCCUUGUUUUCUUCGUUCAGUUGACUGCUAAGUUUCCUCUGGUCAUCGUUUUUCUCCUCAUCGUGCUCUACGCCAUACCUGCUAGCGCUGCAAUUCUGGUUCUGUACAUUCUCGUUACAAUCUUGUUCGCCCUGCCUUCCUUCUUGAUACUUUACUUUGCAUACCCAAGCUUGGAUUGGCUCAUCAGGGAAAUCAUCAAUUGAGCUCCAGAGAUAACAAGUUUCGAGUUGGCUCAUUAUGGCAUCUACCAAUCAUGCAUAAUUCAAAUCUUAUGUGCUUUGGUAAUGCAAUUUUAGCUGCUACAAAAUAUUAUGUGUUGUAGCAAACCUGCAGAAUUCAAAUGUGACGUGUUUUAGUGACGCAUUUUGAUACUUUUGCAUAAUAUUUAUCAUCAAUGGAUUUCUGUAUUAAUUUCCA